Messenger RNA from Aspergillus udagawae, 3099 nucleotides. RefSeq names its product putative NRPS-like protein biosynthetic cluster. Lineage: Eukaryota; Fungi; Ascomycota; Eurotiomycetes; Eurotiales; Aspergillaceae. The record is from RefSeq and is a predicted model, not a curated record. The coding region runs from base 1 to 3099 and encodes 1032 amino acids. The transcript has a single exon. Gene Ontology annotation, molecular function: phosphopantetheine binding.
AUGGAAGCAAUUCUUGUCCAGAAAGCCAAUGCGGCCCCCAAUGCUACUGCUGUUGUGGAUGGUGACCGCAGCGUUAGCUACCGCGAACUAAUCGCAAGGGCUGAUGUGCUUGCUGAUCUACUAGACCAGCAGUCUCUCGAGCCUGAAAACCCUGUCUGCAUUCUGGCCGACGCUGGACUCCCCCAAAUCCUGGCUCAGGUUGCGGUCCUUCGUGCAGGAGGGAGCUGUGUCCCUAUUGAUCCGGCUGUGCCCGCGGAUCGCCUCAAGGGCAUGCUGGAAGACUUGGACACCACGCAUCUCAUCGCGGACAAGGAUCACGCUCAUCGUGCAGCGCAUCUAAGUGCUAUCCACGUUGAAAUGGCACUCGAAGCGCAUAUCACUUUGGAUACGGACGCUGAGAUUGCCUUGCGCGCAGGCCGUUCAGAUUCUCAUCGCAGCCAUAUCGUGUUUACCUCUGGCUCGACCGGCCGACCCAAGCCCAUCCAAGUUCUCAGCAGCAGUAUCCUCCAUGCUAUCAAGAACUUCCCCACCGGCUCGCUGCAUCCCUCAGACCGGAUGACAGCCCUCAUCACCCCGGGAUUCGAUCUGUCCAUCUGCGAGAUGUGGGAAGCACUGCUCGCCGGCGCGACUAUCGUUCGAGUCCCUGAUCUUGUGCGUGCGGAUCCACUUGCCUUGCAGAGUUUCGUGCACGAGCACAAGAUCACGGUUAUGAUUGUGCCAACAGCCCUGUUUCAUGUUAUCGCGCUCACGGCACCCGCCACCUUUGGCGGACUGCGACAUGUCAUUGUCGGGGGUGAGGCGGUCAGCUCCAAUGCUAUGCGCAAGGUGCUUGAAACCUCACCUCCAAAGAAUCUAUGGAAUGGUUACGGUCCCGCAGAGGCGACCAUUUAUGUAACGAUGAUCCGCGUGGAUGAAGACGAGGUUCAGCGCCCUCGCAUUGGUAUUGGGCGAUCUGUCGGAGACACGAGGAUCUAUCUCCUAGAUGACAAUCUAAAGCCCAUUGUCGAGCCAGGGCAUACUGGGGAGAUCUGUAUUGCAGGACCCCAGGUGUCGCCAGGGUAUUUGAACAGACCUGAAGAGAACGAGAAGAGUUUUAUCCAUAUAGACGCACCCACAUUGGGUGUCUCUUCUGAUCAGCCGGUCCGGCUUUAUCGAACCGGCGAUCUCGCCCAGUGGAGAGACAACAGUGGGCUCCUCGAUUACAUCGGCCGAGCUGAUGACCAGGUCAAGAUAUCGGGGUAUCGAGUAGAGCUGGGGGACAUUGCAUGCUGCAUUGAGAAACACCCGCAGGUCCACUCGUGCGUGGUCAACUACGUUCAGAAAGGCGACGUGGACUGUCUCGAAGCCUACGUCAUUCCGGCCGACUGGGAUAGUCAUUUCCCAUCCGACGAGCUGAUCGAUUGGGUGAAACAGAGGUUGCCAUCCUACAUGGUGCCACGCAUGGUGUACAAGAAGCGUAGCUUCCCCUUAUCCGCGAAUGGAAAGGUUGACAGGAGGGCACUUCAGCCAGACAAGGAUGAGCAGCCAUGCGACGGAGAAGAAGGACGCCAUCCGCAAAAAGAUACAACCGAGGACACAGUGAUGGUCAAUGGCGGUAAUGGGAUGGAGGACCUGGUCGACUGGCUUGCAUCUACACUUCAGGAAUACCUCCCUGAAUCGGAGAUUACUCCCACCGACAACAUCUUCUCCCAUGGAUUGAGCUCCCUCCAUGCCGCUCGACUCAUCGGACGGAUCAGGCAGGACCGCGGAAAGAGCAUCACCCUGGCCCAGCUCCAUCAAAACCCAACGAUCGAUGGUCUUGCCAAGUUUUUGUCCAGCUCGGACGACAAGACUACUGACCUACCCAGCUUGGAGCGAUGCGUCCGGGAUUCCAAGCACGUAGAUACUGAUCUCCUGCCCCCGGACUGGCAGGCAGAGAACGAAGGUCGCGUGUUCCUCACCGGUGCCACAGGCUUCCUCGGUGCGCAUAUCCUCCAUCAGCUCUUAGCAAUACCAUCAGUCCAGAAAGUGGCCUGCCUUGCACGAGGCCGGGGUAACCUCAGUGCCAGCGCUCGUAUCCAGCAGACGCUGGAAAAAUUUGACCUCUGGGAUGGCCGGCUGGAAACUACCCGGAAGAUCGUGGUCCUAGAGGGUGAUUUGGGGGAUACCACCCUAGGGCUGGGGGAAGACCAGUUCAAGUGGCUUAUCGACUGGGCAAGCGUCAUCUUCCACGUCGGUGCCCGGGUCAACUGGUGCGAGCCGUACGAGGCGCACUAUGUGCCUAAUGUUGUGGGAACACGAAACAUCAUUCGUGCUGCGAUGUUGGGCCGUCGCAAGGCCCUGCACUAUGUCUCCUCGAUCGACGUCUGGACUGUCACUGGAUUCAUUAACAAGGUUGACCGCGUCUAUGAGGACGAGCCACUAAUGCCACACGUGAAUGCUGUCCCGUACGAUACAGGAUACUCGGCCAGUCAAUUCGUUGCCGAGGAAAUCGUGCAACGAGCGCGAGCCUGUGGUCUACCGACUGCAAUCUACCGGCCUGGUUUUAUCAUUGGCCACAGCGAAAAGGGUAUUGCAAAUGAGAAUGACUUUUUCUCCCGGCUGAUCAUGGGCAGCAUCCAGAGUGGCUAUUUCCCCCAUCUCCCCACCCAGCGCCUGGAGUAUGUGACAGUGGACUAUGUUACCGCGGCUAUUCUACACAUUGCGUCCAGCUGGGAGAAUCUUGGUCGAGCAUACCACAUUGUGCCGCCGGACAGGUCCGUGUCAGUUGACUACGACCAAAAGUACAGAAUGCUGCGCGAAAUCGGAUAUCCUGUGCAGAUGAUCGACUACAAAGAAUGGGUGGGGUAUAUCCGUGACUCGCCCGAGAAUGCACUGGAAUCGAUGAUGCCGUUGCUGGAUGAGGCUGUUUAUGAAGACCUCAGCAGGCUGCAGACGAGCAGAAACACUCCUGUCUACGAUCCAACGAACACGGCACGCGCGUUACAAGACCGACCAGAUAUCAAGUAUGUCGCUCUCGAUGCGAAUUUGCUGCAGAAGUUCAUUCACAAUUGGGUGAAGCGAGGACAAUAUCGUCUCGACCUUCCUUGUAAAGGCUGUUCUGAUGGCGAACCGAUGUGA